This is a messenger RNA of Acanthocheilonema viteae, 3024 nucleotides long. Lineage: Eukaryota; Metazoa; Nematoda; Chromadorea; Rhabditida; Onchocercidae. The record is from the annotation of a GenBank genome assembly.
AUGUUAACGGUGGCGUUGCCUGGUUCAUUGCAUCCUGGUAAUAGAGACGCAUUGUCGUGGAAUGAAAAAGGUCUGUUGGUGUAUGGAGCUCAUUGUACGGUUGUGAUAAUUGAUGUAAUUCGUAAUAAAAUUAUCCAGACUCUCGAGCGACAUACUUCAGCUAUUACACAUAUUUGCUGCUCAUCAGAGGAAGAAAUAGGCUUUUCAGCAGAAGUACGAUUGCGGUGCGCAUCUGCUGAUGUAAGCGGUACAGUAGUUGUAUGGGAUAUUGUAGAAGGUAUCGAACUGUCAUCUUUUUCUGUUCCGAAUAGUGCAGUUUUGAGUCUUGCUUGGUUUCCUUGGGAAGAUACAAGUCGUGAUUUUCUUCUGGUAUUACAUUCUCCUAAUAAUUUAAUUCUGUGGAAUAUAGUGACGGGAGAUCGAAUUUGGAAUGUCACAUAUCUACAAGCCUUCAGCGGUUUUUCUAUUGAUCCAUUCGAUUCACGUAACAUAACUUUUAGUCUAGUCGAUGUUGGUUCUUUAAUGUUCAUUGGCAAUGUUUUGCUUCAUAAAGCUCCAUCAGGAAUAGGUACCUCGUUAUUGAUAUUCGGUACCGUAUCGACUGCAAUGCCAAUUAUGCAAGUUGAAUAUCACAAUGCUUUUCCAAAUAUCCUUUUUGCAGCAACUCAAAAUGAGAUAGCAUGUGUUGAGCUGGAAUGUCGUUGCAUUAUUUGGCGGUACUUAUGUCAUGCACCGUUACUGCGCCUGAUGACUUGUAGUGAACGUGAUAUUUUCGUAACUGUGCAUUCCAAUGGUAUCAUUGAAUGGAGAUCUUGCGCAAUAAUGAGGGAUGAAAAGGGUAGAACGACACUGAAUUAUGAGUUGCUGUAUUCGGGUGAAACACAACGACAAACACAUCACUGUCGAAUAUCCGCUGCAGCAUUGUGCCCUAUCACACAAACCACUGUUGCUUUAUUAUAUAAUUCAGGGAAUAUUUCAGUUUAUCAGUUAAGUCUAAAAGAAGACGAUAUGGUACUGCCCUAUCGGGCAAGCUAUAUCACGAAUAUAAUUAGCGUAGAUGAAGAUUUGUGCUGUUCAGUAAAUGGUCACUUGAAGAUGUCGAAUAUAGCACAGAUGUUUUCACUGGGUCAGGGAGUAACGACGGUACGGAUGCAACUGGAGCAUGUUAAAAAAAAUAGUAAAAUAACGCAUUUAACUGCUCUGGGAAAUAAUCAAGGAAUUGUACGAUUGAUAGACAUUUCAACAGGAAUAAUUUUCCGAGAACUGCAUAUUCAUACGUGUCCUAUUAAAUGCAUAGAUUGGUGUGGACCACAUAAACUUAUUUCGGCCGCAUAUGUUCACUCUUUGAGCACUUCAUCACUAGUCCGAAAUGAUAUUUUUAUUACGGAUAUUCGAACAGGUGAAAGUAAGAGAUUGCGACCAGAGGUGGAGGAAACACCGGUGGAAAUGUUGCGAGUAUCGUUCUACCAUUGCUAUGUUGCAAUUGGCUUCCGUAAUGAACCGCUGGAGAUUUGGCAUCUGAAAUCGAUGCGUUUGUUAAGAAGAAUGUCCCGAUCAUGCCCUAUUAUUGUUGACAUGGCUUGGUCGGGAAAGCACCAUGCGGCGAAACAAAUAUCACAUGGAGAUGAGCCUGUUUUUCGAGAAAAUCUUGUUAUUUUAGAUGAGGAAUGCCAUCUGUACCAUGUAGUGGUGAAAGGUUUACAUGUAAGAGAUGGAAAGGAAGUGAAUUCUGAGUGGAAAAGUGGUGCGGCAGUGAAAUGUUUGGUAUGGAAAGAUGACUUAUUGGCAAUGGGUGACGCUUGGGGACGUUUAGGUGUGUGGGAUUUAGGGCGGCGACAGUGCCGUCAAACACGUGGCACUACUAGAGGACCAAUUCUGAAACUUGUUUUUUCACGAAUUCCCGGUGAUCAUACGCUUGCAGUGCUGCACCGACAUACCGUUGUUUUAUGGGAUUCCGAACAGCUUACCGUACUUCAGCAGUGCAAUAGUAUUAGUACUUCGGUUUCAUUCUUGGAUAUGGAUUUGCAUGGCAUAUGUCCGCUACUAGUUUGUUCAGAUAAUUUAUUUCGUUGUAUAUCGUUUGUUUCUUCAGAAGUUCGUCAUCAUUCAGAUCUUCCUCUAUUGCUUGAAGUUGAUUCUUCGCAGAUGUUGACAACAGUUUCAAGUGAUGACUCAAAAAUUAUAUUCUUGCACGGACUUUUAAAAUUAAAUGAUAGGAUUCUAUAUGAUUGUGAUAGUGUUCAUCGAUAUCCUGUGGUACAUCGACUUUUUGGCGAACGAUGGUUGUAUGAUCUGUGGUCGGUGGUGAUCUCUACACUUCAGGGUACAUCACUUUCGUCACGACUGCAAAUAUUUUGGAGCCCAUCACAUUUAAAACGAAGAGCUGAGCAGCUUCUUGCGUGUCUGAUGAGUUUAUCCGAUUUGAAUUCUGCCCAAGUUGAUACUUUGGUCCAUCUUGCAGUUGUUCUGCAAAAGAUUUUGACAAAUUUUGCAAGAAAUUUGUAUCUUUUCAAGCGUGAUUGGGCGAUGCAGUUGUUACUUGCUUCACAUGAAGAAUGUCGUACUAGCGCCUUGCGAGCUUGUCUUCUUGCUUCGAAUGUUUCUUCGGAAGCAGCUCAAAGUAUUAUCAAACUUGUUGCAACCAAUCUUAUUGCAAACGAAUGUAUGACAGAUGGCGUACAAAUGUUAUUUUUGAUUGGUCAUGGUGAUGAUGGUUGUCGCUAUCUGCAGGCUCAUGGCUUCUGGAGCAAAAGUUUUCAUUUCGCUAAACUUGGUCUCGAUGAUUGGAAAGAUGUUGGGAGCAAAUGGGUUGAACAUUUAGCAACAUCAAAAUCACAGAAGGCAACUGCGAAUAUCGGAGAUUGGAACCGAUUGACGACGCUUUUAACACAGAAUUCGAAGAUAGCAGUUGCACAACGUUUACUUAAAACAGUAGAGGCUCAAUCUAUUUUUGUCGCAUAUUAUCCACCCGCAGAAUCAACGGAUGAGAUUCAAAAGGAUAUACAUCUAGCCUCCGAUCCGUAA